Adineta steineri is the source of this 2235-nucleotide messenger RNA. NCBI's taxonomy places the organism in Eukaryota, Metazoa, Rotifera, Eurotatoria, Adinetida, Adinetidae. The record is from the annotation of a GenBank genome assembly.
AUGUCGGAAAUACAUUCAUUUGGCAAUUUACCAAUCAUUGCACAUUCAUGGAAUAAAGAUCGAACACAAAUUGCUGUAUCAUUGGGAAAAAAUGAUGUACGUAUAUAUCAAAAAGUAGCUGGUAAAUGGAAAUUAACACAUACAUUAUGUGAACAUUUAUCACGUGUAUUAGCAAUUGAUUGGGCACCUAAAACAAAUCAAAUCGUCACAGCUAGUGCAGAUUAUAAUGCAUAUGUUUGGACAUUUGAAAAUGAUAUUUGGAAACCACAGAUGGUUGAAUUACAACGAACAAGUCGAGCUGUAUGUUGUGCUAAAUGGUCACCUGAAGAAAAUAAAUUUGCUAUUGGUUCCAGUGAUAAAAAUGUUGCUGUAUGUUAUUAUGAAAAAGAUCAACGAUUUUGGGCAGCUGAAAUGAUUAAAAAGAAACCAAAAUCAACUGUAACUUGUAUUGCCUGGCAUCCCAAUAAUCAAUUACUUGCAAUUGGUAGUUGUGAUUAUCGAUGCCGAAUCUAUUCGGCUUUUGUUAAAACUGUUGAUGAACAAGCACGAACAUCGAAUUGGGGAAAAAUUACAAAUACAGGAGAACUUUUACAUGAAUUUCAAUCAGAAUCUGGUUGGAUUCAUGAUGUUGCUUUUUCACCAUUAGGUGAUAAUAUUGCAUGGGUAUCACAUAACUCAAUUAUAUUUGCUGUUACAGCUGAUAAUCCAUCUCGAAUCACCAUGGAAAUAACGAGUUAUUUACCAUUUCGUUGUAUUAUUUUUAUGAAUGAAUCGACAAUAAUCGUUGGAGGACAUGAAUUUUCUCCAUUAAUUUAUAAUUAUGAUCAACGAAAUGGUACAAUUGAUUUUCUCGAAAAACUUGAUCGACAAGAAACAUCAACCGGUCGACAAUCAAUUGGUCGUCUUUUUGAUCAAGCAGCAAUGCAGACUCAAACACCUGAACCUGUUUCAACUCAUCAGAGCAUGAUUACACAAAUUGUACCUUAUCAAAAAGAGAAUGGCAAUCUAAAAGAAAUUGUUAUUGAAGCCGGACAAGAAUUACGUGGUGAUGUAGACGAAACGUUGACAGUUGAAUUACGUUCAGGUAAAGCCGAAAUUUUCGGUACUGAACUAGCUAUUGGACAAAAAUAUCAAUUUACAUCUGGAAUGAAAUUUGCAAUAUUUACUUAUUGGGGUUGUACAGUUAAUAUUAUCUCACCACAUGAAGAUUAUUAUGUUGCACGUGAUGAAAAUCCGAUGCAUAUUUAUUUAAAUGUACACGGUAUGUUAGAACAAUUAAGACAAAAAGCUGAAACUGAAAAAACACGUGGACCUCGUAUAAUGGUAACGGGUUUACCAGAUGUAGGUAAAAGUACAGUAUGUCGUAUGCUUGUAAAUUGGGCAGCUCGACUUGGUCGAACACCAAUAUUAGUUGAUCUUGAUGUUGGACAAAAUCAAAUAUCGAUUCCAGGAACUAUUGCGGCUAUGGUUGUUCGUCGACCAGCAUCAGUUGAAGAAGGUUUUCGUAUUGAAAUGCCACUUGUUUUUCAUUAUGGUUAUAAAACACCCGGUGAAAAUAUUGGUCUUUAUAAUGAAAUAAUAUCAUCAAUGGCAAUGUAUGUUAAUAUUCGAUCGGAAAAUGUUGAAAAAUCUUUGAUAAGUGGUGUUGUUGUUAAUACAUGUGGUUAUAUUCGUCAAGAAGGUUAUGAAUCAUUUAAACAUGUCGCUAAAACAUUUGAUGUUGAUAUUAUUAUCGUUCUUGAUAGUGAAUGGUUAUCAACAAAAUUAACAUCAGAUUUACCUGGUGUUAAAGUUAUUACUUUACCUAAAUCAGGCGGUGUUGUACCAAAAGAUGCAGCUAAAGAUAAAUUUCGUGAAAAUAAAAUUCGUGAAUAUUUUUAUGGACCAAGAAAUAAUAUUUGUCCACAUGUAUUUACUAUUGAAUUUAAUGAAAUAAAAAUUUAUAAAAUUGGUGCACCACAAAUACCAGAUUCAUGUUUACCAGCUGGUAUGAUUUUAAAAAAUCCAUAUAAUAAAAUCUUACCAAUUGCUGCAAGUCCUGCGUUAAUGCACCAUGUUUUAGCAGUCAGUAGUUCCAAUGAUCCAGAACAGUUAUUAGCAAAAAAUAUACUUGGUUUUGUUGUCGUUCAACAAGUCGAUUCAGAAAAACGUACAUUAACAUUAUUAUCACCACAACCUAAUGUGAAAAAUAAACUUCUCAUUGUGUCUGAUAUAUCCUUUGUUGAUAUGAAAUAA